CUUGAAAGCAUUCAAUAUUUGAUUCAAUCUGAUUGAAGCCACUUGUAAAUUCUAUCGUUCAUCUUUCUUGUCCCUCUUACCAAGACACAUAAGUUUAUUGAUUAGUUUACUAUCCAAUAUUUCAUACUUAUUUAUUGGCGAUCAUGUCAUUCUAUUUUCAUUAUUCGGAUGUUUUACCCGAUAUCAAGUCGGUGUGUAUGUUCUGUGCCUUAUUUCCGGUUGUGAGGUGUCAAGGAAGAUAAACACGAUAAAUAUUCGUGACCGCUCCACAAUUAAUAAAUUAUGUCACGUUACAAAUGUAUACGGUAGACUUGUACGCUACGUCUGUGAUAAAGGUUGUUAUAUUUUCUAGUCAAAGUCCUGCUGAAGAAUGCAUCAAAAAUCACAGAGCAAUUCGAUCUGCCAGUGUAAUAAAUACUUGAGAAAGAUCAGCCACGGCAUAAUAUGGAGUCUGGAGACGGGGUUUUAUCAUGUGGGUCACUUCGUGGGUACAUUCCCUGUGUUAACGAUCGCACUGAGCUUCCUUGUCUGUGGCAUUGCCUCCAUUGGAAUGGUUAAAUUCAAGGAGACAGAUAUAACAGAGAAACUGUGGGUGCCGUCCUACUCCCGCAUACAGGAGGAGAAGAAAUGGAUGACCGAAAACUUUCCUCCCGACACCAGAUAUGCCAAGGUCAUAGCUGUAGAGAAUAACAUUCUAUCACCGAGAUCCUUGAAUGCAAUGAUGGAUCUUUAUGAAAAAGCAAUAUCAUUCCAUGACAAUGAGUAUUCAUAUCACCAUAUGUGCCUCAGAGUUGCACGCCACUGCAAGGUGAGCAGUAUCCUGGAGAUUUGGUCGUACAACAAAAGUGCAAUAGCUCACCUGACGUAUAACGAUGUAAUCAGGGAUAUCAACCAAGUCAAAACCAGCCCGUUGUACCACAACAAGCUGGAUGCCACCACCAUGCUGGGACGGAUUCAGUUUGACUCGCGGGGUCAAAUCAUGGCCGCCGGAGCAGCCUCCAUGCUGUUUGUCCUCAAUGAUAAAGAAAAGAUGAGACCAUCAGCUCUGAAGUGGGAAUCUGAGGUCAUUGAGUUAGUGCAGAAAGGUCAUGCUCACGUGCAGGAGACCUAUGUAUACGCCACUCGCAGUUUCGAUGACGAAGGAUAUGGCGCGGUGAACGACGAUAUUAACCUCCUUUCGGUUGGCAUCUGCAUCGUCCUGAUCUUUGUCAUUGUCACUCUUGGAAGGUUCAAUCUCAUAGAACACAAGCUCCUUCUGUCAUUGGCUGGACUGUUGAGUGUGGGAAUGUCCAUCGGGUUUGCCUACGGACUAGCCACUACAUUCGAUGUUAUAUAUGGACCUGUACAUGCCCUAAUGCCUUUUUUGUUGCUAGGUAUAGGGGUGGAUGACAUGUUUGUCAUUGUGGAAGCCUGGAAGAAUCUUACCCCCGAGGAGCUGAAGCUUCCCCUCCCUGAACAAGUUGCCAUGACGAUGAAGCACGCUGGGGUUUCAGUGACUGUGACCUCUGUGACGGACAUCGUGGCCUUCGCAAUCGGCGCCUCCACGGUUAUACCAGGCCUAAGUGCCUUCUGUAUUGAUGCAGCCCUUGGAAUCCUGGCCCUGUUCAUCCUUCAGUCGACCUUUUUUGUGGCGUGUCUGACUUUGGAUCAGAAGCGUAUUGCUGCCCGUAGAGAUGCCAUUCUGUGCUGUUUAGCCUACAAAAGCUUUGAGCCAAACAAAUGCAGUCAGAAAAACUUCUUGGCUCUGGCCUUUGAGAAUUACAUUGGACCAUUGCUGAUGAAGACACCAUCCAAGAUUAUUGUGAUGCUGGUGACAGUCUCUCUGUUGGGGGUCAACAUCUACGGCUUCUACCACCUGAAGCAGGACUUUGACCUCACUAUGUACAUUCCGUCCAAUUCCUAUGCCCACAAGUUCUCCAAAGCCCAGGAUAAGUACUUCCCGAACCGCGGAGUGGACGUCAAUGUGUAUUGUGGUGACAUACAUUACGGCUCUAGUCAGAAGAUCCUUAACAACAUGCUGCACAGAAUCAGCACAGAUCCGGGGGUGGAGAAUGGAACAGUCAUAAGCUGGUUCCCUGCCUUCACCACCUGGAUUAGAAGUCUUAAUGAUUCCAGCCUGGCCAUGUAUAAUCAUUAUCCGUACGACGAGCACGAGUUUGAUUCCCUGGCCCUAACAUUUAUUGAGAAUACACCAGUAGGGCACGCCUUCAAGAGAUUUGUUAAAUUUGACAAGACCACUCACCCCCCUGUCCUAAAGGCCAUGUACUUCUCACUGCGACACACCAGUCAACCAAACUCCCAGGCGGAAAUCGAUGCCAUGGAAGAUCUCCGCGAAAUCACGGACAACUCUGGACUUCCCAAAGGAAUGUGUUUCCCGUAUUGCCCGCAGUAUCUAACCUAUGAAACAAACAAGGUAUUACAGGUGGAGCUGUACCGAAACCUGGCCCUGGCGGGGGCGUGUGUGUUCUUUGUGACCCUGGUCCUGAUCGCCAACGUCCUGACCAGUCUAAUCGUGUUCACCUGCGUCAUCUUCACCCUGGUAGAUGUGGCGGGUACGAUGUAUUUUUGGGGUGUGACCAUCGACACGGCCAGCAGUAUCCUGUUGACACUGUGUGUGGGGCUGGCCGUCGAUUACUCCGCUCACAUUGGACACACAUUUAUGACUGUGUCAGGCGCCAAAAACGAGCGCCCUGUAAUGGCCUUGAAGGAGAUUGGACCAGCCGUGUUUAAUGGAGGAUUCAGCACCUUCCUGGCAUUUGUCCUCCUGGCCAACAGCAACAGCUAUGGUUUCUCCUUAUUCUUUAGAGUGUUUUUCACGGUGGUUCUGUUUGGGCUUUUCCAUGGAUUAGUGUACCUCCCUGUGGUGCUGAGUUGGUUGGGACCCGAGCCCUACCACACGUCCUCUGUCCACAUGUCACCACGGCGACAGAUCGAGAUGGAUAAAGCGUCCAAUGGACAUGUAGAGGGAUCAAAACUACUAGACCAGGAUACAGUAAAAGGAGAGGAAGAGUAUUCACCACAAGAGGAGAGCAGUUCAGUAUAAAUCAGGGUAAACAGAGCUUCAUAGUUUCUGCGGAUCAAGUACGUCUCUAUAGUAACCAAAAUGGCUGCCAAGCAGUGAUGGUGUAUAUUUGAAGUCUCAUUCCUUGUAGUCUCCCAAUGACUACCUCAUCAAAGUCAGUGUCAUGCCAGAAAAUUUUAUUGACAUCACCUAUAUGUUUAGUCAUGAAAAAAUAACACUAAUGUGAUCAGGAUUGCUAAUCUGAGAGAAAACAAUAUUUAAGCAAGGGAAUUCCCUUGUGGAACUCAUCAGACUUUUGGAUUGUCUCACUCCCAACAAUAUUUGUUCUGUAUUGACAUGAACUUGAGGGUUAACAAGGGAGCGUGUCGGGUUUAUCUCAGGAUUGAUUGAUAUUUGUCUGUGAUUAUUAUGAUAACUUGUAGCAAAUGGUAAAGCAGUCAAUACCAGUGAAUGUAGUGUUAACACACAUUUCUUUGUUCUAAUGUUAUCCAAACUUUAGUAUGUACGUGUUAUUAGACAGACUUUCUGUUCCCUGUAUGUGUCACAUUUUGUUUUCAAAUUUUAUUUAUACAAGGGUAGGUUUUUUUUAUGAUUUUUAAUAAUAAUUGUUAAUGAUUGUUGUUGAUCUGGCCAUCAUAUAGUAUGUUAAUUAUGAUUCAUGGAACAAUACAAUGUCAAGAGAGUUAAAUCUUGCAAAGAGCACAAUAUUAUUUGGAGGGUCAAUGGCCAAUGACUAUAUUGAUCUCCUUUAAAAGGUGAACUCUAUAUAAAAAUAUAGGAAAGUACCUAUAUAAGAAUAUAGGGAAAUGCCCAAAUCUAAAUGCUAAAAUAUAUAGACUAUUUCUUUAAUAAAUAAUAGUUCAUAGCAAAAGAGGUCAUAUCUUAAAAUUAAUCUCUGAGAGUUGCGCAUGUCAAUGAAUCGGCCAAGGAGAAUUAAGUACGUGGUACAGACAGACGAAAAAUGAAUAUGCAUUUUAAGAAUUAUCAAUUUUUUACCAACCAUGAAAAAUGUGUGAAAAAAUAUUGGAGAAAAAAAUGUUUCAGUGUUUAAAUGAAGAAGGAUGAAGAUUUUUAACUGAUUAUUUAGGGAAUUAUGAAUAAUGCAGGUACAUGUUUUAAUAUUGCUACAACGUGUCAAAUUGAUACUGCAUACCUAUAUCAUAUCAUGAUAUGUCAUGUUUAUUUGCAUCCGAGAUGCUACAAUCAGAGGACUGUCUGUUUUAUUUUUAUCUAAACCUUGUUUGCUGCUUUGUUUGUGAGGUCCAGUCUUCUGAUAUUGUUAGUUCAGUCUGUCAGACUGUGAAUAUAGACUGUGCAAUAAACGACUAGAAACAAUGGCACCCACGAUCAGCUUCCUAAAUCAACAGUAAAGGACUGUAUAUGUUUUAGGCCUAAAAUGGCCUCCAAAAAUGAGCCUCAUCCUUUUUCAGUAAUUCAUUGUUGUCUUUUUAUAGAUAAAAUAUGAAGUUUUUUAAUCAAUUUCAUUUUGAUCCAAAUACCUACAAUUCAAAAAUAAGACGAAAAUUCAACCGUUUCCAGCCAUUUUUUGCAUUUUAAGCAUUAACCACCUUCUUUUAAUAGUGUUUUUCUUUGAGAGAACAUUGAGCACAUGCUUGAACAAACAAAGUACUUUCAUCAGAGUUGUAUAGAAAUUCUCCUUCCUCAAAGUGUCGCUCUGUGUUUCCCAUUUGAAAAAAAGAUGAGAAAAUGUUAAUUUUUGACAGAUUUUGAUUGAAUUACAAAAAAAGUGUCACUUCUGACAUCACAUACUACCAGUGGGUAGAAAUAAAUCAAAUAAUUGGGUGAAAAAUAUAUUAAAUCUUUAAAAAAAAAAAACAACAUAGCAAUUUAAUGUACCUAAAACCUUUAAAUAAUGCAAAUAAUGGGGACCAAAUUAUAUAAAGCUCUUUAAUCAUUGUAUCACAGAGACCCGGCUGACUGUGUCACUAUGUACUAAUAGUUAUGUUCGGUUGUAAUACACUAGUCUUAAUUUGAAAUCAACUGGAAGUGGAGUAUUGAUACUGUAGGGUUUUUUUUUUUUUAUAGAAUUUUCUAUCUUCUCAGGCUUAUUUAAAUUAUUACUUUAUUAAAAUGAUUUUGUUUUUGCUUGUUUUUGCAAUGGAAAAUAUUUACAAUUUGAUGCGUCAAGUCAAAACAGAAUCUGUUCUUAUACGUGUAUAGUAAUAGGUAUCUCUUCUCUCAAACAAUAUUUUAUUGAUAGUUUAGCUCAAACCUAUCUUUUCUAUAAUAAAAAGUUUUGAUUAUUUUUUUAAGAAAAUAAAGCUGUGGAACAUUGAGAAUGUGAAGUUCCUUUUUGCUGUAAACCACUAGUCCUUUACACAAUGGCGAUUGUUGUCAGUUUUUUUGGUUGAUUUUACUGUGCAGGUUAUGUUGACACUGCAUGCUUUUCAAUUAUGAUUUAAAUUUCUGUUUGGUAUUAAAUUUUUCUAAGCGAAUUUUAAUUUGAGUGCUAAACAGACGCAGUAUGGCUGGUACAUGUUUAAGCCAUGCAAUACUUUUGUAUUUUAUUCUUUGUCAAUUUAGGUGUCCGCAUUAUGCCUUUGUUUUAUUUAUUGAAUUAAACCACGGAAUACUCCACUGGGUACGAGGAAAUCCUACCACAAUCCGGUGAUCCUUAACGUGUGUGAUUAUAUAUUUAAGUUUCUAAUCAAUAAAUAUUAUGAUCAGU
Messenger RNA from Magallana angulata, 5711 nucleotides. Its product is annotated as protein patched homolog 1-like. The record is from RefSeq and is a predicted model, not a curated record. NCBI's taxonomy places the organism in Eukaryota, Metazoa, Mollusca, Bivalvia, Ostreida, Ostreidae. Gene Ontology annotation, cellular component: membrane. The coding region runs from base 371 to 3043 and encodes 890 amino acids. The transcript is spliced from 21 exons.